This is a messenger RNA of Geodia barretti, 330 nucleotides long. Lineage: Eukaryota; Metazoa; Porifera; Demospongiae; Tetractinellida; Geodiidae. The record is from the annotation of a GenBank genome assembly.
AUGGCGGUCUACGCGGCAAACGCCGGUGUGCCGAUGCUCUUUGUGGAAAAGGCGAUCUCUUGUUCCGUGCAGAAGGCUGAUGAGGUCCUUGAAGCCUGCCGCAGACACGGCACACCGUUCAACACCGGUGUAUUGAGGCGGUUCAGCGAGCGGUACAAGCGGAUACGGGAGAUGAUUGCGCGAGGGGAUAUCGGUGAACCGCAAACAGCCGUGGUUUAUGGGGCUGCUAGCCUGAUGCACGUGCACAUCACUGGAUGGACACUGUUUCCUACCUGUUGGGGGAUCCAGAGAUCGCAGCGGUACGGGGGGAUCUGCUACCCAGAAAUAUAG